CUGCCAAACGCAUUCCACUCCAACCCGAUUGAUUGAUAACUUUCUGCUUUGUUCAAGGAAGCUUUGAGUUUCCGGAGUUCAUCUUCAUCGUCUUCUCCUUGAUUAGUGCUCCUCAUUCCCCUUCUCCUCCUGCUGUUCUUCAUUGAAGGGUUUUGAAGAAGACAAGUUUGGCCUAGAGAUUUUAGCAUGGAGGCAGAAAGCAAGGAGAACAUCUUGGUGGUCGGUUACAUAAUGAAGCCUUCUCGGAAAGAAGAUUUUGCUAAGAGAGGUGCAUUCCCUUCACAUCCAACGCAAAAUGGGUUGAUAUUUUUGCCCCUUAACUUUGAACUUCCCAUAUCUUCUCAGUUACAACAAGUAGAUGUGCUGCUUCACAAAGCAACAGAUGAGAUUGUUGAUGUUAAAAUGAGUAGCAGUUCGGAGUUUGUUGACAAAAUUGAGUAUACCAAGGGCAUGCAGGAUUUACAAAGGUACACUGAGAGCCAUCCAGAAUGCUGUGUGAUUGAUCCAUUUCCUAACAUUUAUCCUGUACUGGAUCGGCUUAGAAUCCAACAGAUCCUAUUUGGUUUGGAAAAUCUCUGCAUAAAAAGCUGUUACAGAAUCAGGGGUCCUCGUUUUCUCAAGGUUAAUAGCUUUGAGGAGCCCAAUUUGGAACACAGGUUGUUUGAAGCCAAGCUCUCAUUUCCAAAUAUUGUGAAACCUCAAGUUGCUUGUGGUGUAGCUGUUGCGCACAGCAUGGCGAUAGUCUUUAAUAUGGAGCAGUACAAAGGCCUGAAUGUUCCCCUUCCAGCAGUUGUGCAGGAAUAUGUUGACCAUUCAUCCUGUCUGUUUAAGUUCUAUGUCCUGGGGGAGAAGGUUUUCUAUGCAAUUAAGAAGUCUACGCCUAAUGCAGCUACUUUGAUGGGCUUACCAGAGGCGUGUGAUCUCAAGCCUAUCCUCUUUGACAGCUUGAAAUCUCUACCUAUAGACAAGAAAAAUCAGCAGGUUGAGGAUGGGGUGAGCAGUGCUGGAAUUCAGCAACUUGACCUCGAACUCGUCACUGAUGCUGCAAAUUGGCUCAGAAGUGUUCUCAACCUUACCAUAUUUGGCUUUGAUGUUGUUAUCCAGGAAGCCACAGGCGACCAUGUCAUCGUCGAUUUAAAUUACCUGCCAUCUUUCAAGGAGGUCCCAGAUGAUGUUGCAAUACCUGCCUUCUGGGAAGCUAUAAAGUGGAGAUUCAAGUCAGAAAGGGGUCAAAGAAACUCUUCCUUGGCACCUUCAUCUGCUGAUAGCAAUAUAGUUUCAUUUCCAUAAUGUUCCUUGCUACUGACUCGUAAUGGAUGAAAGCUUAAGAGCACUGACAGAACAUUUUUGUUGUUUGAUUAUCAGAAGUCGAAUUUGCCACUGACUCAAAUUUCACUGCAAAUUAUUCACAUCGACUCUUCAUUGUUUAUUUGAACCUUGGACGAUUCUUGAAUUCUAAAACAGUGAUCCCAUCACUUUUUGGCUGUGGGUGUGAAAGAUUUCUCUGAGGAUCCCCAGGUCGGAGAAUAUAUUACAGGCAGGACUAAAGAACAAGAUGGGGAAAUCUGGGCAGAGCCUUGCCGACAAAACUCGAAACUGUGAAGGCUGUUCAUGCAUGCUCCAAAUCUCUCUUUUAAGUGCUAGGCGGAUGAAUGUCUCGUUUGGCAGUAAUUAGAUUCGUGUUUUUCCCACCUUCUUGGUCUUCUUCUUGUGGCUCUCGAAUGAUAUACCACCAAGGACAUUAUUACUUCAUGUAAGGCAAUUUGCACUGA
Messenger RNA from Coffea eugenioides, 1772 nucleotides. Its product is annotated as inositol 1,3,4-trisphosphate 5/6-kinase 4. Gene Ontology annotation, cellular component: cytoplasm. Gene Ontology annotation, biological process: inositol trisphosphate metabolic process. The record is from RefSeq and is a predicted model, not a curated record. Gene Ontology annotation, molecular function: inositol-1,3,4-trisphosphate 5-kinase activity; ATP binding; inositol-3,4,5,6-tetrakisphosphate 1-kinase activity. The transcript is spliced from 9 exons. Bases 187 to 1290 code for a protein of 367 amino acids. NCBI's taxonomy places the organism in Eukaryota, Viridiplantae, Streptophyta, Magnoliopsida, Gentianales, Rubiaceae.